Messenger RNA from Encephalitozoon intestinalis ATCC 50506, 3405 nucleotides. RefSeq lists its product as uncharacterized. Bases 1 to 3405 code for a protein of 1134 amino acids. NCBI's taxonomy places the organism in Eukaryota, Fungi, Microsporidia, Unikaryonidae. Gene Ontology annotation, biological process: transcription initiation at RNA polymerase II promoter. Gene Ontology annotation, molecular function: chromatin binding; RNA polymerase II general transcription initiation factor activity; transcription cis-regulatory region binding. Gene Ontology annotation, cellular component: transcription factor TFIID complex. The record is from RefSeq and is a predicted model, not a curated record. The transcript has a single exon.
AUGAAGGUGAUCCAGCAGAGGAAUGUGUACUUUCUAGACCUGGGGAAGUGUGUGUACAGAGGAUUUUCCGAGACAACAAUUCAAAGAGAGGCUGGGGAAGAUGUGCUUGUGUACAAAUCAAAAGAUUUAGCCGUUUUAAGUGUCGACAUUAUUGCAUCUAGUAAGCUGAAGACAGUGAACUAUACGAUUAAAGAUGCAACAGAUGCUAUUGACGAGUGUGAGAGAUCUUUUAGUAGAAAUAUGUGGAAAAAUAUAAAUGUAGAUGGUACAUUUGAGGUUCGUGUGCCAGAGGAAGUUAGGGAAAAUACAUUUACAGUCCGGAUCUUGUACGAGAUUGGAGAAAACAACGACUCGGUGGAAUUCUACAGACCUAUUUCUCCGGAGGAUAGGCAUAGAGAAGUGGUAGCAUGCAACAGAAUGUUUGAUUCUUCUUCAAUAUUUCCAUCUCUUUCAACACCUUACAAGAACAAAUGGGAACUAGUCUACAUUCUACCAAGCAGUGAGGAAGUAAAAAUCAUAUCGCCAGGGAUCCUCAAGAGUAUAAGAGAGGAAGAAAAUGUGAUCCUGUACUCUUAUUCAGUGGAGAUGGCCCAUAGUGGGGCAUUGAACUUUUGCAUAGGAACUUUUGAUAGCUAUGAGAUUUCCACAGGAGAUGAUAGAAAGGCCGUAUGCAUUCCGAAAGGAUCCGAAGGAUACAAGGAUUGUAUAAGAGAGUUCUGCUGCGACGUUGAAAAUUUGAUCAGGUAUUCCGAAUAUUUUCUCCAAAGAGAAUAUCCUUUCAAAGCUCUUUCGAUUGCCUUUGUGUUUGGAGAUGCAGACAAGGUGUAUGGGCAGAAUACUGCAUUUCUGGCUCUAUCCAAUCUCACAUCCUUGAACGAUAUUGAGCCUAUGUUUCUUCUAAAAAGGAUUGUAUGUGAUAUACUAAGCUCCCAGAUAUUCUAUUUCUAUUUUUCCAUAGUGGAAAAGAUAGACUUCUGGAUUGCUGAAGGGAUGAAGGGAUACUUCCAAGACUAUUGUGCUAGGCAUUUUCUGGGAAAUAACGAGUUUCUAUACGAACUCAAGAAGGACAGGGACUACGUACUAGAUAGAGAUGUUGCAGAAUAUGCAUUGUAUGAUCCACGGAGGACGUUUUUUUCAAUGAGAGACAAAUUCUUUAAAACCAAAGCCAAGGUCUUCUUCCAUCUUCUGGAAGGAAACCUCAGCAGGGCAUUUAUGGAAAAGAUUUUGAACUACACUAUAAAGAGGAAGGGGGACGUCAAAGAGGAUUAUAGCUUUGAGUUUGUUAAGCUUGUAAAGGAUGUUACUGGAAAAGAUCUUCGGUUUCUUUUUGAAACUUAUGUAUUUAAGCCUGGAGUGGUGAAAGUAAGGCUUGGAUUUACGAUAAACAAGAAAAGCAAUAGAGUGGACUUCACGGCAGAGCAAACCCCAACAAGUAUCUUUUCAAAUGGGAAUAAGACAAUAUGUGGGCCUGUAACUAUCUGUAGCUAUGAGAUGGAAGGAAUAUUUGAACAUGUGUUUAUGCUGGACAGAGAGAAUCAUUUUUACUACCACCCAAAAACUAAGAAGAAAAAGAAGUCUGAGGAAGAAGAGGAGGUAAUGCCUCUGCUGUGGAUAAGAGCAGACAUAAAAGGAGAGCAUCUGGCAAGGAUCGUUAUAGAGCAGCCAGACUACAUGUUCAUUGAACAGCUACUAGACAAGAAUGUAGUCGGGCAGAUGGAGGCUCUCGAGAAUCUCUCGAUAAAGCCGUCUGUUCAAGUUUGUGAGAUACUUGAAAGAAUGCUUGAAAACACACACAUAUUUUACAAGAUAAGAGUUCAUAUACUUUACAUUCUCUCCAGAACAACAAUUGGAAGCUACUAUGGAUUCCAAAGGCUUAUUCAGUAUUUUGUAAAGAAGUAUUGUGUUCAAACAUCCACGAUAGUCAAACCAAACGACUUUUCAUUUAUUCCAUACUUCAUACAGAAACACCUUGUGAGGGCACUGUCGCUUGCAGAUCCGUUUAUUUUCAGAAACUAUUCAGGAAGAGAAGUGGGAUCAGCAAGCAUAAUUUCUGCAUUUAUUAUCAACAUACUCAAGUUUAAUGACAACUCGUUCAACUCCUAUAGCGAUGGAUGGUACAUAUCUUCUGUGAUUGAAAGUCUGAGCUUUCCUCUUUCUUCAAUGAGCUUUCCGGAAUUCUACUCUGGGGAGCACAUGAAGUCCAAAAAUAAAGAGCACACUCUCCACAGGCCGGGAAAAACAGAGGAUGACAUCAACGAUCUGUUUAGGGCAGAAGGAAAUAGCAGCAAGGAUUUUGAGAAGCAUGGGGGAUUGUCUUUAGACGAUCUUUCUGCAGGAAGUGACAAAGGUAACAUGAAUUCAUUCGACAUGAAUGAAAGAUAUGAGAAUAGGAAAUCACCUUACCUUUCGAUAGAUAAAGAAGAAGGAAAAAGGCAAGAUGGUGAUCUUUCGAGUGUUUACAAGGGUGGGCAGAGUAUAAGGACAGAGUCCUCGGAAAACCCUGAUUAUCUUCAGCUUUCGGUUUCUGAGAUCGAAAGGUUUAGGAUCCUGGACAUGGUCUUUCCAUCACAUAGAAAUCUGGUAACUAAAUCUUGCAUAUAUGCCUUAGGACGGCUCUCUUUGUUUGGAAUGAUGAGCUUGAAGAAAAAUGCCUUGAUCCAGCUUUCGAAACAUCCCAACUUCUGCAGUGUGAGAGUUGCAGCGCUUGAAGUUUUACUUUCUCUAUUUUAUGAAGACGAAGAAGUGGUUAAUUCGAUCUUUGAAAUGCUGCUCCAAGGAACGUUCACUAUCAAGUGCGUAGCCUUUGAUGUCAUGACAGCUCUUGGAUCGUCUCCAAAAUUCAACUUCAAAAAGGUUCUAAAAGGAAAAAGAAAAGAAAUAUUUAAGUUACUGAGACUCAACCAAGGGAACGCAAUUGUUAAAGAAAAGAUUGCCAAUCUGAUUUAUCUCAUAGAAGAUAUGGAGUUAACACGUGAUGAAUACCACAAGGCCGUGGUUAGAAUCUAUGAGCGAACUCUUCCAAACGACUUACGUAAAACAAUCAAUCGACUGGGUAGAGAGUUUAUGGGGGACAAGCGAGUGACCCUAAGGUUGAACAGCAUAGAUACGCUUAAAAGAAAACUUUUACAAGCAGAAUAUCUUAUUAGAAUUCCCUUUUCAAGAACGAAAAAGAUUCUCGGGGGAUUUCUGGAACGUAAGGAACACAUACCUUCCAAUCCAAAACCUGAGGCAGAUCCAACAAAAAAGAGCUUCUACAGAAAGACUCCUAAUAGAAAAGGCGUCGAUGAUUUGAAAAAGACAAGGAAAUGGGGCACCCAAGACUCUCCAAUGGAUACUAGUUCUGUUGGUUCGGUUAUCAGGAUUCCAAACACCUGUAAGAUUAGACUCAGGCAUCCAGAAAAAUAG